AUGGACGUUCCUUCGUCAUCGAAUUCCUCACCAAAUGAUGGAGAUGGUGCUCCAACUCAUUUUCUAGUGGAGCUCGUCACUCUGGACCAUCUGAUGAUGACGUCGAGUGUCUCCAAAAGGUCGAAGUUGACGUGCAUCGCUGUGUCUCCCCAAUUCCUGAUUGUUGGUACUUCGACCGGUGGUGUGUCUGUCUAUGGUCGGUAUUCCUCAUCUCGAAAACGUCUUAAUGCUCCCAGUGGACCACUGCAUUUCAUUAACACUAAAGAUGGUCCCGUGAGCGCGAUGUGCGUCGCUCCGAAAGAAGGUCUCAUCGCGGUUGGUAAUGACAGUGGACGGAUUCAUGCAAUAGAAUUCUCCACAUCCCCAUCACCUGUGAAACAUCUGUUAACCAGAGACACGAGAAGAUUGAAAAAAGUGACUAGUUUGAUAUGGUCUACAGAUUCUAAACGACUAUAUUCUGGCCACGAAAAUGGUGCUGUUGUGGUCCAUUACCUAGAUGCGAAGUAUCUUUUUCGCUCUUCCUAUGCCAUUGUGGCUACGCUAGAUGAGGGACAAAUCGUUCAGCUGGACGUGAGCGGGUCAAUUGUUUUAGUCUCCACUCAGUGUGCUUCGUAUAUUUGCAGAGUUGAUGAUAAAACCGUCGUCCAAAUAGGAAAAAAGCCACGUAAUGUUCCUAUGGGUGCGUGUUUCAUCUCUCCUGUACACGAAGAUUUGUCUACUGCACAACGUGACGUCUUUAUUAUGACAGCGCGGCCCAACGGACGUGUGUGGGAGGCAAAUACUGCUGGAGUUGUCUACAGAACUCACCAACUUCGAGAGAGCGUCAUGUUUUCGCGCUCUCCUGUCAUUUCUACCCGUUACAAUUACUCGUCUUUCCGGAAGAAGCUCGAGGGUGGUCCUACUGGAGUGAGCGAUGCAAUUACCCUCAGUGUCUUACAGCAUAUCAUUAUCGACGGAGUAUCCUUUGUUCUUUCCGUUUCUGGAUCUUGCCUGAUAGUCUUUGAUGUGGAGCAAUCAAAACUGGUCUUAGUUAGUGACUUAGAGGAAGAGAUAUGCGGUUGUUGCGUUUGCGGUGCCGACAUUUUCGUUCUCCUGCGAGGUAUUGCGAUNUUUCUGCAGUCUGCUCAAUUUAUGCUACACUACAAGUGUUGCAAAUGGCCACCUGAUCUAAUAAGGACAGCCUUAGAUGCGCUUGGACAAUCAACGAAGAAGGUGGAAUUGGAUUCUCUGAAGAGUGAAUUGUGCGAACUUCUCGAAAGGGGGAGUCACCAUCCUUCGAGGGAAACUCACGAUAGCGCAGCCGCCACAUCAUGCUCUACAGGAAACCACGAAGUCGAAGGCGGUGAAAUUAAAGAAACUGCUCAAGCUGCAAAGCUUCCGUCACGAUCAAGAAGAGUUCGUGCCCGAAGUAGCAGCUAUGACACUGCGAAUGCUGCUGGGGGCACGGCUCGAAAACGUGCUUCAUUCCCGCAAUGCGCCGAAGAUGCGCGACGUAGUAUGUUGCGUUGUGGUUUCAAUCAACUUAGGGAUGAGCCGUAUGAGGCUAAAAGAGUGUUGGUGAGUGACGUCUUGAGUGUUUCCCCUUAUUGGUUAGUCACUUUUAAAGAAGUUUCUUGA
Messenger RNA from Haemonchus placei, 1617 nucleotides. NCBI's taxonomy places the organism in Eukaryota, Metazoa, Nematoda, Chromadorea, Rhabditida, Trichostrongylidae. The record is from the annotation of a GenBank genome assembly.